UAGCAGUUAUUGGCGGGAAGUAACUGCAGCAGAGAGAGGAAAGGGAAGAAGAACCCAAACUCUAUCCAUUUUUCUAAGAUCAAAAACAAAAAGGACCAAAAAAACUAAAAACUAACUUUUGAAAUCAACCAACCAACCAUCCAAUGGCUGCUUUUACUACUACUUCUUCAUCAUCAUCUGCUACUCUGCAAACUACUCUUCUAUCUUCAACAAACCCCUUCAAUUAUCACACUUCACCCAUUACUACUACAACCACUCUCAAACCACUUCUCUCAUCAUCCCCCAAAACACCCAACAACCCUAACUUUAUUCACAUCCAAUCUUCAAUACCCAACUUCAACACCACCACCAACACCACCAACAAAUUCAAUCCUUUGGAAUCUUCAGGUUACCAGAAAUGGAGAACUAGGGUUUCUUUUUUCACUUCCUUUUUGACCAAAACCAAAGACAGCGAGAGCCUCAAGGAGGAGCUUCUUGAUGCCAUUGCUCCUCUCGACCGUGGUGCUGAUGCCUCCCCUGAAGACCAAGAGCGCAUCGAUGAGAUUGCACGAAAACUUGAAGCCGUAAAUAAAGUAAAGGAGCCCCUUAAGUCUAACCUUCUGAAUGGAAAAUGGGAGCUUCUAUAUACAACAUCUAAAUCAAUUCUGCAGACUCAGAGACCGAAACUGCUGAGACCAAACGGUAAAAUCUACCAGGCAAUUAAUGCUGAUACUUUGAGGGCUCAAAAUUUGGAAACUUGGCCAUUCUUCAAUCAGGCGACGGCUAAUCUAGUACCUCUAAAUGCAAGGAGGGUAGCUGUUAAGUUCGACAGUUUCAAAAUUGGCAGUCUGAUACCUAUAAAGUCGCGUGGAAGCGGGCAUGGUCAACUGGAAAUCACAUACUUGGAUGAGGAGUUACGAAUAUCGAGGGGUAAUCAAGGAAACUUGUUCAUAUUGAGAAUGGUGGAUCCAUUCUAUAGAGUUCCUCUUUAAUAAUGGUGGUGUGUCCAUUCUUAGAUUCCACACUAAUAUUUAUUACCACCUCUUGAGGUGGGAUCCUAUCUCUCCAAAAUUCGCACGGUACCUUCUAUUCCUGUAAAAGUUUUUUCCUUCUAAUGCACUCCCAACAAUACUGGCUCGAGAUUCCUGUGACUGAGUGUUCCCUUAACUGGAAAUUCAUCCUUUAAAAUAAAAUACAUAUUUAUUUAUUUUUUCA
Messenger RNA from Camellia sinensis, 1194 nucleotides. RefSeq names its product putative plastid-lipid-associated protein 4, chloroplastic. Lineage: Eukaryota; Viridiplantae; Streptophyta; Magnoliopsida; Ericales; Theaceae. The record is from RefSeq and is a predicted model, not a curated record.